CCUCUGGGGGUCCUUUCAACCGGUAACCAUAGCAACAAUGCAAACCGGUGCCAUGCCCGGCGGUCGGGGGACAUCGAUCCCCAGCGGUAUGAAGCCGUUGAAUUGUUACCAGCUUUCGGGUGCAGUGCCUCAUCAGCUGCCUCCAAAAGACUUCAUCGAGCCACCGGUGGGCUCGGCUCAGCUGUCCGUGUGGCCAGCGGGUCCUCUGGCCGUUUCGCCCCAGGCACCGGGCCCCUCCGAGUGUUCCCGGGGCCUCCGCAGGCCUCACGGGACCCCCUACCCGCCGGCCUCGCACCCCUCUGCAAAGCCGCGCUUCCUGCAGCAGUUGGAGGCCGACCUCAGGCAGGAGCUGGGGACACUCAAAUCAUUGAACCCAGACUCACAGGACCUGGAUUUGGCCGCACAGGAGCUUCGACUCCAGGCUUUUCGAGAGGCGUUCAAUUGCAUCAUCGAAAAUUUCACAACCUACAAGCCACUGCUGGCAGCAAUCAAGUGCGAAUACGAAGCCACGUUAGGCCACCUGCGGCGCCGCGUGGCCCAGCUGGAGCCGCUGCGGGGGCUGCUCGUCGCGGAGAGCGAGCGGCGGGCGGCUGAGGGGGUGGACGCACGCCGGGAGGAGGGCGACGCGGCCGCGCGGCUACGCCGGGACAACCGCGAGCUGUCGCGACGCCUGCACGAGGAGAGCGGGCGCACGGACGCGGCGCAGCUGCAGGUGGAGCGUCUGAAGGAGGAGCUGUCGGCUGAGUACCGGCGGAGGCGCGACGAGUCCGACGCUCGGCGACUCCUCAACAACGAGAUCCUGGAGCUGAGGGCGCUGCAGGAGAAUGCGCAGCGCUUGCAGGCACACGAGGACGAUUGGGCCGACCCCGUGGGCCUGCGUCUGGCGCUGCACGUGGCCCGCCAGGACCUGUCGCGCGUGCAGGACGAGCUGACGUGCGCGAGGGCCGACUACGCCGACGUGGUGCCGCGCCGCGACCACGAGGCCCUGGCGGCCAGCCACGCCGCGCUGGCCCGCCACGCGGAGCUCCGCGACAGGGACCUGCUGCUGCUCCAGCAGGAGCACGGCUCCCUGCUGGAGCUCCACGAGCAGCUCCUGCAGCAGAGGGACGGGCUGAGCGCGGAGGUGGAGGCCCUGCGGUGGAACUCCACGCCCAGGCCUCCGUGGGAGGAGUGCGGGGCCGUGAUUGAGGGUGGAGUGGACAGGUGGACUCACCUGUGCGAGGGCAGGAGCAGCGGGGAGAUCAUGAAGCUGCUGCUCGCAGAGGUGACGGGAGUCUCCAACCCGGGCUUCACCGAGGACAACGCUGACCAAGAGGUGGGCGGUGGAGCCGACGGGGCCUGGAGCGUGGAGGAUCUGUGCGCCGUGGUGCGAGACGUGUGGAGGGAGAAGCGGGCGGACGAUGGCGCGGCCGGUGUUCGCUCGGAGCUGUCGCACUUUCUGGUGAACUUUGGGGAGACGCGGGCAGCAGCGGGCGGCGAGGGGUCGUCGGCCCGCGGCCGUGGGGCCGAGUGGGCGCGCGGCGUGCGGGCCGCGUGCCGCGCUCACCGCGACCGCGCCGGCGCCAUCCGCCUCUUCCUCUCCAUCCUCGACGGAGAGCUGGAUGAGUCUUUGUACCACGGGCAGAUACAGAUUCUCUCCCAGCUCGAGCGGACUCUGUCGGUGGUUGACUCAUCGGCAACCGGCAUUCUGUCCGCACAGCAAUUCACGGAUGCCCUCCACCGUGCCUUCCCUCUCAAGGAGGAGGGCCUCAUCGCGGAGCUCCACCAGGGGGCCUGUGCCCAGCUGGGCUUGGACAGCAUCGACGCCUCCAUCCCUUAUAGGGCCCUCUUCACAGAGGGAGAGUCGCCCAGCUCGCAGGAGUUCAUGCAGACGCUGCACAGGCAGACGCACGAGGAAAAGCUGCUCUACCUGCAGGAGGUGGAGGAGGCAGUGGGGGACACGGAGGAGGUGUCGGUGUCGUCUCUCCGUGCCGCCUUCCUGCGCGUCGACCCCUGCCUGGACCAGCCGGACAUUGACGCGUACCUGGCGCGAGCCUUCCACUCGGACCCAGACCGCCUGGAGAGGGCCCCCCCUUGCGAUUGGGCCACGGUGGCGGGUCGCCUGAAGGCCGCUCACGUGAGGAGGGCCGGGCCCCCGCCUUCAUGAGUAUGAGUUGGCAAGCGCACAACACACCAACGCAACAAAGAUAAAGAUACCCUCCCCCCCGCCAGUGUAGCCUUCACUGGCUGUUGCGCCAAGUGCCGUUAACGAGCAGCGAUGAAGGCCGGCACGGCACACGAGGUGGUGGGUGGUCAGCACCACGCCCGGCCGCCUUUGUCUCCCCACCGCUGAUGUUUACACACUUAGCAUGUGCUCAUUUAAGGCCAAGUUCAUCUACAGAAGGCCCAGGACAGGUUUAAGGACCGCUUUGCUACCUCUUUCCACUGCACAACCGAGCCGUGCCAAGGCCGUGCCAAGUCUAUGGGUCUGUAUACCGAGCCCGGCAUGGCUAUGGAGACACAAAUGUGGCAGUGGGAUACGGGUAGUAGACGCGGCUAGGAUUCGAAUUCAAGUUGUCAGGUCAGGUUCGAAGCGCAGUGCGUCAGCCCCUAAGCCACCGCUCCACACAUUAACAACAACAACAGCAACAGUCAUUUGCCACUGAGUGGCGGUGACGUCACCACGACGCUUGUGCCAGGGUAGGUGCGCUUUGAGGCCACGCGAAGUGUGGAAUGUUCGCUGCUCGUAGGGAAUCACGGGGCAGACCCAGGUGCCAUGGGUUGACUGAGAUGACUGGCAGAUGUUACUUACCACCUGUGCUCCCUACUGUGCUAACUCGCUGCGUCUAAGCCUCCCGGCGCUCUGCUCGUUGUUGUGAGCAGCAUUCCUCUGCCGUCUGUCAUCGCUGGAGGGUGCCCACUUCCAUCUGCCCAGUAGCAGCGUUCUUCACGAGCCUCCUGCAACAGGGCGCUGUGGAGGAGGCUUGCAAACACGCGUGUACACAAACGGAACGUAACAAUGUCCGUCAUCCACACGAAUUAAGUGCGCGUGAGUGUUCUUCACAGAUCUCGGUUACAGCUGAUAGAAUUAUUUUGGAUAUGUCCAUGAGUGUGGCAUUCUGUGUAAACAAUAAAAGCAAUUAUGUUCUAUGCGGAA
Messenger RNA from Petromyzon marinus (sea lamprey), 3136 nucleotides. RefSeq names its product translin associated factor X interacting protein 1 (gene TSNAXIP1). Gene Ontology annotation, cellular component: cytoplasm. NCBI's taxonomy places the organism in Eukaryota, Metazoa, Chordata, Hyperoartia, Petromyzontiformes, Petromyzontidae. The record is from RefSeq and is a predicted model, not a curated record.